Staurois parvus is the source of this 1216-nucleotide messenger RNA. NCBI's taxonomy places the organism in Eukaryota, Metazoa, Chordata, Amphibia, Anura, Ranidae. The record is from the annotation of a GenBank genome assembly.
GGCUGGAGAAGGGGAGCUGCCUAGUGUGGGAAGGGACCCGAGUAUGAAGAGGGUCACCCUGUUCGUGAGGGGGACUGCCCGGACCGGCAAGGUUAUUGCUGUGCAUGGCUCAUCCAUCUCAGAUCUUCUGUCGCUCGCUAGUACAAAGUUAGGAAUCCAUGCAACAAAUGUAUAUAAUGACAGAGGUGGACACAUUGAUGACAUCACCCUAAUCCGUGAUGACGAUGUCUUGUACGUGAGCGAUGGUGAUCCCUGUGCGGAUGAUCUGGAAAUGCCUAUCGUCCCUGAGCUUUUAACAGGAAGUCACACAGACUGGCUGACAUUGAAUGUGGGCGGCAAAUAUUUUACCACUACAAGGUCUACCCUCGUCAGUAAGGAGCCUGACAGCAUGCUGUCGCACAUGUUCAGUGACAGAGAUGCUUGGGGAAAUAAGAGAGAUCACAGAGGAGCUUUCCUGAUUGACCGCAGCCCAGAAUACUUUGAACCAAUCCUGAACUAUCUUCGUCAUAGUCAGCUCAUCGUCAAUGAUGGGGUCAAUUUGUUGGGGGUCUUAGAAGAAGCCAAGUUUUUUGGCAUCGAUUCCCUGAUUGAGCACCUGGAGCUGGCAAUUAAGAAUUCACAGCCUGCUGAGGACCACUCCCCAAUAUCUCGCAAGGAGUUCAUACGUUUCCUUCUCGCCACCCCAACCAAAUCAGAACUUCGCUGUCAGGGUCUAAAUUUUAGUGGAGCUGAUCUCUCUCGUUUGGACCUGCGGUAUAUAAACUUCAAGAUGGCAAAUUUAAGUGGCUGCAACCUAACUCAGGCCAACCUAUGUGGGGCUUGCCUGGAGCGAGCAGACCUGUCGGGAUCUGUACUGGAUGGAGCCAAUUUGCAGGGUGUGAAGAUGCUCUGUUCCAAUGCAGAAGGAGCCUCCCUGAAAGGAUGUAACUUUGAGGACCCAUCUGGCCUGAAAGCCAAUUUGGAAGGAGCUAAUCUGAAGGGUGUUGACAUGGAGGGCAGUCAGAUGACUGGGAUAAACUUAAGGGUUGCAACCCUGAAAAAUGCCAAAUUAAAGAAUUGCAAUCUACGUGGUGCUACGUUGGCAGGAACAGACUUGGAGAACUGUGAUCUGUCCGGUUGUGAUCUCCAGGAAGCGAACCUUCGAGGAUCCAAUGUAAAAGGUGCAAUAUUUGAAGAGAUGCUUACACCACUACACAUGUCACAGAGCGUCAGAUAG